This is a messenger RNA of Epinephelus lanceolatus (giant grouper), 2173 nucleotides long. RefSeq names its product formiminotransferase cyclodeaminase N-terminal like 1 (gene ftcdnl1). Gene Ontology annotation, molecular function: transferase activity; folic acid binding. The record is from RefSeq and is a predicted model, not a curated record. Lineage: Eukaryota; Metazoa; Chordata; Actinopteri; Perciformes; Serranidae.
CACAGAAGUAAGUGCUGUGUUGGUGUUUAUGUACAGAAAUCUGCGAAUUGCGCAUUUUCCCCGUGGUACAACACCAGAGAAUUCACUGCACAUGUCAGUGCUGAAUGAUCGUUCAGUGUAACGCAACAGCAGCUGUGGAAGAAACAUGGCCUCAAGUUCUUUUGGCAGAAGACUGGUGGCAUGUCUUCUCAACGUUUCUGAGGCUCGCAGAAAAGACCUGGUGGAGACUGUGGCCAAGGCAGCCUUAUACAACACCGAAGGUGCUAGACGCAAGGGGACCACAGUGCUGAACAUCUUCAAUGACCAUGACUACAACCGGUCUGUUAUCACCAUUGUGGCCAGUAUCGACUCUAUCAGGGAGGCAGUUCUGUCUGCAUGUGAGAAAGCCUGUGGGCUGAUCGACAUGAGCACACACAUUGGGGUCCACCCAUGUAUGGGUGCUGUCGACCUCAUACCCAUCUACCCCCUGGGGGAAGAAGUGGGAGUGGAGGACUGUGCUAAAGAGGCGCAGGCUGUGGCUCAGGGACUCACAGAGCGGGUCCAGGGCACCAGUGCCUUCCUGUUUGGCUGGGCAGACUCGCCCCUUCAGCGGGGGCUGGCACAGAGGAGGAAGGAGAUGGGCUGGUUCAAGGAGACGCCAGACUUGCAGGCAAUCAGGCCUGACAUGGGACCGCAGCCACAGAAACGGUUUGGUCUCACAGGGGUUGGGGCUAGUCCAUACGUCAUGAACUGCAAUGUCACUAUCGACACCCAGGACAUAGCCAUGGGACGAAGCAUCGCCAGAGCCAUCAGGGAGUCAACCCCAGGGGGCCUGCCCGGGGUGCAGGUACUGGCUUUGCCACAUGAGGGCACUGUGGAAAUCGCCUGUAAUGUGGAAAGCAUGAAGGGGAGCCCACCUGGUCACCUGUCUACCAGUGAACCAUGGCCGUGUUUCAGCAUCAGUGGCCAGGCGUAUUGUCACGCUCCAGCUUCCCUCAUCACAGCGAGGGUUGCAGAGUUGGCAGGGAGGCAGGGGGUCAGCACCAAGAGCACCGCGCUGGUGGGGUUUACCCCCCAUGAAUGCAGGGGCCUGGCAGAGUUAGCACUGUCUCAAGGGAUUGCUGAGUUCUGGAGAGAGCAGAAUAGGAUCCGUAUGUGAAUAUAAAUUUUUGCCAAAACCAGUGAAACCUCACGCAAAAGUGCCUCAUCUUUGUUUGAUGUCAGUUCCAUGUGCAUUCUGUUUUUGUUAAGCUCUGCCCGACUCUGUUUCCAUUGCUUACCUUGUCAGACUUUCCACUGCAGAUUUACCAUUCAAAAUUCAUAGGUCAUUUUUGACUCAAUAGGUCUUUAAUUUCACACAGAAGAAAACAAGAGCAGGUUUUUUACUUUUAGUGAACUGCUGCUAGCUGAUUUAAUCAGCUGUAGGCAAGAAUUAGCUAAUAGAGUGCUGCAUGGAGGACGUUUAUUUGUAGGCCAGCGAAGUCACCAGGGUUCCCUUGACCUAAAGAUUGAAGUUUGAUACUUACACAUUUUUUUAUCAGCAUAAAUUUCACAAAUGAACACCACUUUCAUGAAUUUUGAAGAGUAAAUGCAGCUGCCACAAAUAGUUAGGCUAUAAACGAAGUACACCAUGGUCGCAUUGAUUGAGCAUCUCCAAUACAACAAGACUAAAGCUCUGUUAAGCGUGAUGACAUUUUGUAGUCUCAUUAAGCAACUUGUUAGCAACUGUCUUUUUUAGGACACAUAAAGGCUUCCAAAUUAACAAGUGGGUUGUUCACUGACCUACAGUAUGUAUGUCAUAGAACAAAACAUAAAGGUCUCUUAAGCUUGUGUUAACCACAAAUCCUACUUCACGCAUUUAACCCAAACCCUAUUAAAAAAACAGGCGAGGGAACCAAGAGUGCUAAUGCUAGCUCAUUUCCGGGCUUUAGGGCUCAUUCCUGGACCACUGUUAGCUAACAAUAACUGUUGUGUUGGCUGACAACUCUGUCUUCAGCUAACCUGUUUUUAAAUGCUUGUAAAAGAAUCUUAGAUAUACACAUAAUGGCAAUACAUGUUAAAAGACUGACGCUAACGCUAUAUGUCUCACGCAAAAUGGGGUCCAUGUUAUUGGUCAUCAUCCCAUUAGUCUGACAUCCUGUUGUUCCAAUAUGUGAUUAUUACUGUAGCCUAUUUGUGUACCAUAGAGGAUCAG